Aspergillus tanneri is the source of this 2889-nucleotide messenger RNA. RefSeq names its product glucan 1,3-alpha-glucosidase ROT2. Gene Ontology annotation, biological process: N-glycan processing; carbohydrate metabolic process. The record is from RefSeq and is a predicted model, not a curated record. The transcript has 3 exons. Gene Ontology annotation, molecular function: alpha-glucosidase activity; carbohydrate binding. Bases 1 to 2889 code for a protein of 962 amino acids. Gene Ontology annotation, cellular component: glucosidase II complex. Lineage: Eukaryota; Fungi; Ascomycota; Eurotiomycetes; Eurotiales; Aspergillaceae.
AUGGCUGGGAGCCGGCCUUUGUCCUUGUGGACUCUGUUGAACUCGGUGCUUCUGCUGUUAGGGUGCCUCGUCAUCCCCGGAGUCUCCGUGAAACACGAAAAUUUCAAGAAAUGUUCCCAGUCCGGCUUCUGUAAACGAAACCGGGCGUUCGCGGACGAUGCCUCUGCCAAGGGGUCGUCAUGGACCUCCCCAUACGAACUCGAUGCGGCCUCGAUUCACUUCAAGGACGGCCAAUUGCAGGGAACGAUCCUCAAAUCCAUCUCACCGGACCAAAAGGUCCGACUGCCUCUCGUGGUCUCAUUUCUAGACUCGGGCGCCGCCCGAGUCGUCGUCGAUGAAGAAAAACGUUUGAAGGGGGAGAUUGAGUUCCGCCACGAUAGUCGAGCGCGAAAGCAGCGGUAUGAUGAGGCAGAGAAAUGGGUCUUGGUCGGAGGUCUCGAAUUGAGCAAGUCCGCCACUCUGAGCCCAGAAACCGAGGUCGGUAUGACCAAGGUCUUGUACGGCCCGGACAAUGCGUUCCAGGCCAUCAUCCAUCAUGCGCCGUUUAAUGUAGACUUCCAACGGGACGGACAGACCCAGGUCCAACUGAACCGCAAGGGAUACCUAAACCUGGAGCAUUGGCGACCGAAAGCAGAUGCCCCUGCCGGUGAUGAACAGAAAUCCCAGGAAGAUGAAAGCACUUGGUGGGAGGAGACCUUUGGUGGCAACACCGAUUCCAAGCCCAAGGGACCUGAGAGUGUCGGCCUCGACAUCUCGUUCCCCGGAUAUAGCCAUGUGUUUGGAAUCCCCGAACACGCCGAUUCGCUCUCAUUACGGGAAACCAGAGGUGGCUCUGGGAACCACGAGGAACCAUACCGGAUGUACAACUCCGAUGUUUUUGAAUACGAGCUGAACAGCCCCAUGACCUUGUAUGGCGCCAUCCCCUUCAUGCAAGCGCACCGAAAGGACUCGACCGUGGGUGUUUUCUGGCUCAACGCCGCCGAGACUUGGGUGGACAUUGUCAAGUCCAUCCCCUCGGUCAACCCUCUUUCUUUGGGCACCGGAUCUAAGACCGAUACACAGAGCCACUGGUUCUCCGAAUCGGGGAGAAUCGACCUGUUUGUUUUCCUAGGACCCACGCCGCAGGAUAUCACCAAGACCUACGGGGAACUGACGGGCUAUACCCAACUGCCCCAGCAAUUCGCGAUCGCGUACCAUCAAUGCCGCUGGAACUAUGUCACCGAUGAAGACGUCAUGGAGGUCGACCGCAACUUUGACAAGUACCAGAUCCCGUAUGAUGUCAUUUGGCUGGAUAUCGAAUACACCGACGACCGCAAGUACUUCACCUGGGACCCGCUCACCUUCCCGAACCCGAUCGGCAUGGAGCAGCAGCUGGAUGACUCCGAACGCAAGCUCGUGGUCAUCAUUGAUCCUCAUAUUAAGAACAAGGACCAGUAUACGAUUUCAGAGGAGAUGAAGAGUAAGAACCUCGCCGUCCUGAACAAGGAUGGUGAGAUCUACGACGGCUGGUGUUGGCCCGGUUCAUCUCACUGGGUCGAUUGCUUCAACCCCGAGGCCCUCAAAUGGUGGAAGGGCCUGUUCAAAUACGACAAGUUCAAAGGCACCUUGCCCAAUGUGUUCAUCUGGAACGACAUGAACGAACCGUCGGUGUUCAACGGGCCUGAGACCACCAUGCCCAAGGACAACCUGCACCAUGGGGACUGGGAACACCGUGAUGUCCAUAAUGUCAACGGCAUCACGUUUGUGAAUGCCACCUACGGUGCGCUGCUGGAGCGCAAGAAAGGGGAAGUCCGUCGACCGUUUAUACUCACGCGCUCGUACUACGCGGGCGCUCAGCGCAUGUCUGCCAUGUGGACGGGAGAUAACCAGGCCACUUGGGAGCAUCUGGCCAUCUCCCUCCCCAUGGUUCUGAACAAUGGCAUCUCUGGGUUCCCCUUUGCCGGUGCCGACGUUGGCGGGUUCUUUCAGAACCCCAGCAAGGAGCUCCUCACGCGGUGGUAUCAAACGGGUAUCUGGUAUCCAUUCUUCCGCGCCCAUGCGCACAUAGACACUCGCCGACGCGAGCCGUAUUUGAUCGCGGAACCCUACCGGUCCAUCAUCGCCCAGGCCAUCCGUUUGAGAUACAACCUUCUCCCGGCCUGGUACACCGCCUUCCACGAAGCAUCGGUGAACGGAACACCCAUCGUGAGACCCCAGUACUACGUCCACCCGUCGGAUGAGGCGGGCUUUGCCAUCGACGACCAGCUCUAUUUCGGCUCCACCGGUCUUCUCACGAAGCCUGUCGUUUCGGAGGGGACGCAGUCGGUGGACGUCUACAUCGCGGACGACGAGAAAUACUACGACUACUACGAUUACACCGUCUACCAGGGGGCUGGCAAGCGACACACAGUGCCAGCUCCCAUCGAGAAGGUGCCCUUGUUGAUGCAAGGUGGUCACAUCAUUCCCCGCAAGGAUCGACCUCGCCGCAGCAGUGGGCUGAUGCGAUGGGAUCCGUACACCCUGGUUGUUGUCUUGGACAAGAAUGGGGAGGCAGAUGGAACUCUAUACGUGGAUGACGGAGAGACCUUCGAAUUCGAGCGCGGGGCCUACAUCCAUCGCCGCUUCCGGUUCCAGGACUCCACGCUGUCCUCUGAAGAUCUGGGGACCAAAGGAGCUAAGACGGCUGAGUACCUGAAGACCAUGUCGGAUGUUCGGGUGGAAAGAGUGGUGGUGAUCGAUCCCCCGCGGGAGUGGCAGGAAAAGACCAGCGCAACCGUCAUCGAGGAGGGUACUAAAGCGGCGUUCACUGCAUCGGUAGAAUAUCACACGCAGAGCACUGGAAAGGCUGCGUACGCUGUGGUGAAGAAGCCCAACGUGGGCAUCGGUAAGACGUGGCGAAUUGAAUUCUAA